AUGUUAAAGCAAUUGUGUAAAAGAUAUAGGUUCAUCUGUAUUGUUCUGCUUUCGGCGUCCGUCGCCGUGGCCCUUGCAGCGCCUCAGGGGUACUCUUUGUCCUCGCCUUCUGGACAAGGAUUUUCUCACGGAGGUAGCAGCGGAGGUGGAAGUUUCUCCGGCGGUGGAGGCGGUGGAUUCUCCAGCGGUGGAGGUGGUGGAUUCUCCAGCGGUGGAGGUGGAGGAUUCUCCAGCGGUGGAGGUGGUGGAUUCUCUAGCGGGGGAGGUAACGGUGGAUAUGGAGGUGGUGGCGGAGGAUGUAGGGAUGGAGAGGUUCAACACGUGGACGGUUCAUGCGUCACACCUAUAAUCUCGCGAAACGUCUACGUUUACGACGCUCCCGACCAGCCUCAGCAGCCAAGCGGCCCCCCGCCGAGCAUCCCGCCGCCCAAAGUCGAGCACAACAUUGUCUUCGUCCGCCUUCCAGAGCAAGGCGAAGGACCUGACCCCGUCAUCGUUCCUCCGCCAAGGCAGGAGAACAUCAUCUACGUCCUGAACAAGAACGACGGCGGAGGAGGCCAGCGGGUGAUCGAAGUGACAGCUCCUCCUCCUUCCGAUCCUGAGGUCUAUUUCGUCAACUAUGCUGAUGGCGAGAAUCCCCAAUUGCCCAUUGGUGUGGAUCUGCAGACUGCCCUCCAAGCCGCUGCCAACGGCGGUGGCCAGGUUAUCGGCGGGGCUGGUGGAGCAGGAAGUGGUGGCCUGGGUGGAGGCGCAGGUGGAUUCGGAGGUGGUUCAGGAGGUGGAUUCGGCGGCGGUUCAGGAGGUGGAUUCGGCGGCGGUUCAGGAGGGGAUCGGCGGCGGUUCAGGAGUGGGAUUCGGUGCGGCGGUUCAGGAGGUGGAUUCGGCGGCGGUUCAGGAGGUGGAAUCGGAGGCGGUUCGGGAGGUGGAGCCCCAGAUGGAAACUACAGCCCACCUAGUAACACUUAUUCCGGGCCUUAGUCAAUUAUCCACCUGGAUAAGUCCACAGAUGAUACCGCUACGGUCAUCAACUCUUCAUAGUUAUAUUGUAUUGCUAUUUUUUUACUGUUUUAUUGUUGAUUCUUCUACAAAUAUAUCUCAUUUCCAUUAACUA
Molecule: messenger RNA, 1111 nt
Organism: Penaeus vannamei (Pacific white shrimp)
Lineage: Eukaryota; Metazoa; Arthropoda; Malacostraca; Decapoda; Penaeidae
Source: RefSeq, a predicted model, not a curated record